This is a messenger RNA of Suillus subaureus, 600 nucleotides long. Its product is annotated as superoxide dismutase. The transcript is spliced from 4 exons. Gene Ontology annotation, biological process: removal of superoxide radicals. The annotation marks the transcript as partial. The record is from RefSeq and is a predicted model, not a curated record. Gene Ontology annotation, molecular function: copper ion binding; superoxide dismutase activity. Lineage: Eukaryota; Fungi; Basidiomycota; Agaricomycetes; Boletales; Suillaceae.
CAGGCGACCGUGGUACUAAAGGGCGACUCCCCAGUCACUGGCACUAUCACAUUUGAGCAGUCUUCAGCAGAUGGGCCAGUCAAAGUCUCAGGAGAAAUCGAGAACCUUGACCCUUCCUCUCUGCGUGGGUUCCAUAUCCACUCUCUGGGAGAUCUCAGCAAUGGUUGCAUGUCUACGGGAUCGCACUUCAAUCCAUACGACAAAACCCACGGUGCUCCCUCAGACUCUGUCAGGCAUGUUGGCGACCUUGGGAAUAUCGAGAGCGACGAAUAUGGCACAGCCACCAUUUCCUUCAAGGACAGAUUCAUUUCCUUGAAUGGCCCCACGAGCAUAGUUGGACGGGCUGUUGUCGUUCAUGCGGGUAUCGAUGAUUUGGGAAAAGGCAAUAAUGAAGAGUCUCUCAAGACCGGAAAUGCAGGGGGACGAGCUGCUUGUGGUGUGAUUGGUCUGUUUCUAAUAAUCUUUCACGACAACCUGAUGUUAAUCAAGAGUCACUUUAGGACUCGUGUAAAUCAUCUGAGUAUUGGAGCAUGCUGCAUUGUCUUGCACUUGUCACUUUCAUUGCAUCAUCAUAUGCUGCACGUAUUUCUUGGUCUCUGA